GCCCCGCACGGCUGCACCGCCUCGGAGCUUGUCAUUCUCCGCGGCGCGGCUGCGAGUGCUAGCUGCGGUGCCUGCUCGCCGGCUCGCUUCCCGGCGCGCCCCCGAUGUGACCGACUGCUUGGGAGCGGGCUGGCGGCGCUCCCGGCAGCGGAGCCUCGGCUUUUCCCCGGCUGUCUUUCUUGUAGAGCCGCAAUUCCCUCGGAGCCGGAGACACGCACCAGGGGCUCGGAGCGUCGCACUCCGGGGCGGGCGGCUGCUGCAGCGCUCGGAACCACGCGGACCCGUGUAGCUUUCGUCGUCGCCGCAGCCGCCAGGCGGUGCGCCCCGGCGAUUGCCGGGCUCCGGACAGCGCGGAGCCGAGGCGGCUGGUGCAGAACGGCAGCGCCUCGCCCCGCACCCGCCGCCGCCGCAGCCGGGGCAGUGCGGGGCCAGCGGGGCUCUGCGCAGCCGGAGAGCUGUCCCCCUUGAAGGCUCCCUGUCGCCUGCAUUCCACCAAGAAACGGCUGAAAGAAUUAUCACAGAGCUAGAAAAUGGUCACAUCUCACCAAGGAUGCCUGUGUCAGAUAUUAGUCAUCAUGGGAUUAGAGACGAAAACCCCGAGGUCAUUCUCUUAUUUCAACAGUUGAAUGCAACUUCAGAGCUGGGAGAGAGUGAUUGUGAGGCUGCUGUUCAAAGGAAGUUCAGUUAACCCUUGAAUAACGUGGAUUUGAACUGUGCAGGUUCACUUAUAUGUGGAUUUUUUCCAAUAGGGAAUACUAUAUAUAGCCAAGAAGGAAGAGAAAACAUUCAACACGACAACAUUUCAAAAGGAAUACAUUUUGCCAGCGUUUUGAAUACUUAUUUGGACAGACAUUUCUCCAAGUUGCGGCGAGUGGGGACUGCUCUUCGUUGUGGUGUGCAGGCUUCUCAUUGAGGUGACUUCUCGGAUUGUAGAGCACAGGAGGACGCUGCCCUCUGCCCCCAUGUCGCCACCUUGGAAGGACUAACUGACCCCAGCAGCCCGUGCCACUCCCCGCGCCCACCAUGGGAUCCGAGGGAAGCUUGCUGAUCGAGGGACAAACACAGAUCAUUCUCUUGGGGAGCCUGGCAUCUGUGGCCACCUUCUUCCUCAUCACCUUCCUCAUCUUUCUGUGUUCCAGUUGCGACAGAGAAAAGAAGCCAAGACCGCACAGCGGCGACCAUGAGAACCUGAUGAACGUGCCUUCUGACAAGGAGAUGUUCAGCCGCUCUGUCACCAGCCUGGCCACAGACGCGCCCCCCAGCAGCGAGCAGAACGGAGCUCUCACCAACGGAGACAUUCUUUCAGAAGACAGCACGGGGACCUGCAUGCAACAUUAUGAGGAAGUCCAGACCUCAGCUUCGGAUCUGCUGGACUCCCAGGACAGCACAGGGAAGCCAAAAUGUCAUCAAAGCCGAGAGUUGCCCAGAAUUCCCCCUGAGAGCUCAGUGGACACGAUGCACAAUGGCAGAAGUGCGGAUGGGGACCAGGGUCUGGGGAUGGAAGGACCCUAUGAAGUGCUCAAGGAUAGUUCCUCGCAAGAAAACAUGGUGGAAGACUGCUUGUAUGAAACCGUGAACGAAAUUAAGGAGGUGACGGCAGCUGCCCAGCCGAGUCGAGGCCACAGCGGUAGGUCGAAAUUGACUUCUGGUGUGAAAGAGCUUCCGGGGCCGCAGGCCAACAGCAGAACAGACUUUGCUGAGUAUGCCUCCGUGGACAGAAACAAAAAGUGUCGACAAAGUGUCAAUGCGGAGAUUCUUCUUGGAAAUUCGUGUGAUCCAGAAGAGGAGGCCCCGCCUCCUGUGCCUGUGAAACUCCUAGACGAAAAUGAAAACCUUCAGAAGGAAGAGAGUCAAGCAGGAGAAGAGGGAGCCGCGGAGGGGACCAGUGAAACCAACAAGAGACUUAGUUCAUUGUCAUACAAGUCCCGGGAAGAAGACCCAACUCUUACAGAAGAAGAGAUCUCGGCCAUGUAUUCAUCAGUGCAUAAAAAAGGACAGCCAGGGAACAAAUUAGGACAGUCACUUAAAGUACCCGAGGCCUCCUACACCUCCAUGCAAGGAGCUGCUCCGAGGUCCCCCUCUUCCUGUAACGAUCUCUAUGCCACCGUUAAAGACUUUGAGAAGAUGCCGAAUAGUGUCAGCACACUUCCAGCAGCAGGCAGGCCCAGCGAGGAGCCUGAGCCAGAUUACGAAGCAAUACAGACUCUAAACAGAGAGGAAGAGAAGGCUGCCUCAGAGACCAACAGUCACCAUGGCCUUUGCCCAAAGGAGAAUGAUUACGAGAGCAUCGGGGACUUGCAGCAGCAAUGCCGAGAUAUCACCAGGCUCUAGCAGCCUGGAAAGGACCCAGCUAGCCUAGGACCAGCCGGCAAAGCCAGGGCUGCUGCAGAAGACAAGAAGCGACGUCAGCCACGCUUCAUAUGCUGCUUUAGGAAAGGGAAGCCGAUCGGAGAUGCCAGGACUGCUUCUCAGUUUGGGGAGAAAUGAGGGAGGCCCCCUGCUGCCAGAGCCCUGGCAGACCCAGGCACGCCUGCGUCAAGCACCCACACCCUCUAGAAGGAUCCCGGCUGUCAGCCGUCUCACCCUCUUCAUGAAGAAAGCCACUCUGUGAGAAAGAAUGACAUUCAAAAACCACAGCUCACCUGCCUGAAACACUGCCAUUCACAGGAGCUGGGUUUCUCUCCCUCUCUCCUCUUCGCUGCCUGCUACUGAUAGUAAGAUGAAUGGCAUUUUUCUCUUUGACAUCUUCCGAUUUUUAAUGGCUCGUUCCAAGGAUUUUCUCCCACCAGGCUGGGCCUUUGCCUUCAAGUGGGUGUUUUCCGUUGCUGAGAAAUUGUGGUUGCUAUUUCCGGUCCGCUCCCCAGCCCCUUCAAAGAGCUGCACCUGGGAACCUGAGCCCCAACCAGUGGGGACGCCCCUUGGGUUUCCUAGCUCUUCAUUCCUUCUGAUUUGGGCACUCCAUGUCAGCAGCCUCUUCCAAAGUACUUGAAGUCAUUGUUAGAUGCUUUAUUUUAUUUUCAUAGUCAACAUGUUUUUUUUCCCCCCAGUGUUUGAAACUCUUCAGAGUCUUUUCAGUAUUUUCAAAGAAUAUCAUGGUACUUCUAUACUUGUUUUAGUCCAGCUCAUUCUUCCAAAACAGAGAGCCUUAAUCUCCACGUUGGGACACAGACCACGUGUUUGGGUGGCAGCCCCUGCAUCCAUCUCUUCCCAAGGGCUGUGGACUUGAAUGUGUAUUUCUGAUGAUCUCCGCUGCCACACUGACGGUGCAGGAGUUCAUACAUGAACUGCUCCCCUAAGGUAAUCUAUCUGAGAUUAAAAUAUAAACAUUUAUUUUUGUUAUAUAAAUUUAUAAGGUAUUUUAUGUUUAAUGCCUAAUUUCUAGAAAGUGCCAGAUAAAAUAUAUAUUAACUAUUUUGAUUUGAUGUACAAUGAUUUAUAUUCUCAUUUUGAAAAGACACCAUAAAGCACAUAAGCUUGUACCAGUAGUUGUUAUCUUUUUUCUAACCAAGUGUUUAAAACAUGGAAGGUUUUUAAAGACGUGACUUUUCAAAUGGUACUUGGAGCUCUUGGUCAAAAAUCAGCUGACUCAUUGGAGAAAUAAGUGGAAUAAACAUAAAUGAUCAUUUUCAAUGGUUUGUGGUAGGCAAUAGUGAAAUAUUUGAAAUGGUAAAAAUGGAAAGAGGAACAAGAUAUGACUAGGGAUGACUGAUGAUUAACCUUAUGAAAGUAUUAUGAUUCCAUUAAGGUUUUUAAAGAAAUAGGUGAUGAAUUCUGUAGCCUGGUGCUUGCAAAUGUAAAUUGCCUGUUGGGAUUUUUUUUUCCCCUUCAUUUUAUAAAAAUUAGUGGCUGAAAUAACUCAGAUUGAGAGCUCAGCCUGGUUUGAAUUUAAUCAUCUCUUUAGAUUUUAUAAGGCCGACAUUGGGAAACUUGUUCACUUUUCAUUUCAAAAGGAACCUGGUUGAAGUGCUAUUAUGUAGUGUAGGCUACAGAAAAGAAGCUUUUCCUACACUGUAAAGAAAAAAAGAACAGGCAAUUAUUCUGUACUGCUGUGACAUCUGCGACUUUUCAGAUUGAAUAAUCUUACUGUUUUCACUCAUUAGGACAAAGAAUGCAGUUGGGAGGAUGAAGCAUCUUGAAAAUUGUAGGGACCAGCUCCCGGGCAUGUUUUUUUCCAUUCCUUGCAUUCAUGGCUUGAUUUUGUGACUGCUCUGUAAUACGUUUCUGCAAUUGUAAAGUAGCUCAGUUGGGGUAAAUGGUUUGCUUGUUAUUUUCCAAUCAGCCUGGUCUCUCCCAUGAAGAUUUUAUGUGCAUAAAAGCACAAUCAUCAUUGAUCAAAAGAUCAUUGGAGAAUAACCUUGGAUCAGGGAGAAGUUUAUCAGAAAGGUGCAAGGCCCAUACUCUCUGAAUUCAUCUCCUUUGUAAGCACUGGUUUGCCCGAUGAUUCUCUUUGCUUAUUAUGAAUGAGUCUGACCCAGCAACCUCAGUAUCAUGGGGUUGCUUUGGUACCUGCUGACAGCCACAUCACACUGCUCACCCAGCCUUGUGCAUGCUGCAGUCACGUCGUUUAUGAGCACCUGAUUGCUCAAAAGUUGUAGUUCAUGAUGUCUCACUUACGACCAAGGAAAUGGGUAUGUUCUCUAAAGAGUAAAGCUGUUUCUAGAUAAGGAAGCUCUUUAUAAAUAGUCAUAUCAUCUUGAAAUUUCAUUAUCGGAAUUCCCCCAGAAGUUUCCAAAUAAGGGCUAUGCGUUAUGGCCAUAAAGUGUGCGGUGAAAUCUCUCUCUCGAUUGGAGAACCUGUGCUAAGAAUAAGUUGUGAUGUAAAGUAUUAAAAGGGAACUGUAAGGGCCUCCAGAACACAUCCUGAAAGAGUAAGUAAUAGCACAAUGCCUGAGGGCUAGGGGGUGAGAGAAGCAGAUUGAACUUUGGGAGAUAGCUCUGCGCUUUAGACCAUUAGGUACCUUACUGAAGUAUUUUUAUUGAUGUAGCAUCACUGUUUUAAACCUAUAGUACAGUAUUUCAUAAAUUUCAUCACUUUUUAAAAAUUUUAUUUGUUGAAACUUCAUGCUAGAAUCUUUAGGUUGGAAGCCUAUGGUUUCUUUAAAAAGUUUUCGUCUUAAAAGCUACAUAGUUUAAAUGUAUGAAAGGUAAUUAUCAAGAAAGAAUGAGUUUACUGUAUCUUUAAAAUUCAAUUUGACAUCCAUAUUAUGUAUGCAUUGAACCAGAAUAACCUAGGUUAUUAUAAUCUUGCCUAGGAUCUUUGCUUUUAUUCAUGUAUUUUGAAAGUUUCAAAGAAUUUUUUACUGAUUCUCAGAUAUUGUCUGCCAGCAGGGAAGUGUAACCUGUUUUAUGUGAAAUGUUCAAGAAGAUUUUAAAUUAUAGGAGGAAGUAAUUUUUGCACAUAUCUUUGCACAAAUAUUUUUUUUCCUGCCCUUCACUAAAUUCUAUCAUUAGGAUUAUUAAAGCUUUUGAAGGUGCCACUCUCCUUUGUAGGAAAAAGGCUAAUUACUGAUUUAUCUGCCCUUAAAAUCUGAGCAUUGAUUCUAAUUGAGUACUAGAUUAACAAUAGGUAGCUAGCAAAAAGAACUGAAAUUUAACCUCAGCAUGUUACUAGAUCUAGCUGUCAUAUUUGAUUUUAAUUUUUCAAAUUAGAGCAUUUACUUACUUUUACCAGUAACUAUAUAUAUAGCGCUUCCCUGGUGGCUCAGACUGUAAAGAAUAUGCCUGCAAUGAGGGAGACGCAAGUUUGAUCCCUGGGUUGGGAAGAUCCCUUGGAGAAGGGAAUGGCAACCCUCUCCAGUAUUCUUGCCUGGAGAAUGCCAUGGACAGAGGAGCCUGGCAGGCUACGUACACACACGUACAUAUAUGCACAUGUAUAUAUAUAAAGUCACUCUGGUGCUUAAUUAAUUAGGAUACAUCCUGUCAUGUAUUUUGAAUGUUUAUCCUACUAGUGUGAUGACUAUUGUCAUAAAAGCAGAACAGAAGAAACAGUUGUCCAAUCAUUUUCUUUUUUCCCCAAUCAUUUUCAUUUGACAGCGGAAAACCUUUUAACUGGCCCUCAGUGAAUUUCUCUAGUUAACAAAUUCUGAUUUUAAACUAUGCCCAUCAUUCUCUUAGCUGAAAAACAGUGGUGUGUUUAAACAGUUUUAUUCAUGCAGCUCCCUAAAUAUUCAACCUGACAGAAGGAAAUGAAAGUAGGUGUCCUUCUCAGACAGGUAUUUGAGGAGAGAUUUGGCCGAAGGCAGCAAGGGCCAUGUGAGCCAGGAUAGUGACCCCCCACACACACAACCCGGUGGCAAAAGCAGGGCCCAUUAUCACCUGCAGGUAUUGACUUCACUGUCUCCAGAAACAGUGAGAUUUUAGCACAGAAGGAACAGCAGUGGUGGAGGAUCACGUGCUGCUCUGAGAUGGUGACGUAUCACGGCUAGAAUCUCAGAGCCUCAGUUCAAGACUGAUUUAGGACUUUGUAAAUGAGUAAAUGCUCCUGGUAAUAGUUGCUCUGAGUCCAUGUGGUCUAGUGAUGCCAUUCUGAAAGUGUUGAUUUCUGGUACCAACCAGCUUAGCUUUGGUUGCUGGAAGCACAGUAGGUACUGAUGGUUAUUUCCUGGAAAUCUUGACAGGCUUAUUGUACUGUGUAACUGGGAAAAGUUAAAGUGUAAUGUUUGGUGUUAAUAAUUGACUAAUGUGAAAAUAGGAACAUGUGUCUAUAAUAUCAAAUAUGACUUUAUUUGCAGUGAAGUCUAAAUUCUUUGUCCUGUAGUAGUAUUUUCUUGCUCUGUGUUAUAGCUUUUCUUAAAUAUAUUAUUUCUGACAAUAUCACUAGACAAGUUUUACACACUUAGAAUAUGUUUGACUUUAAAAGAUCAAUCCAGAAACUGUGUUAAAGUCUUCAUCUGGAAUUACCAAAGUAAAUUAAAUAAAAUCAUGGUCUAGAAGAGAACAUACAUUCAUAAAUGGUUUUUUACCCCUACUACUCAUUUUGAAGCUGUAUUUACAUGCAGUCUCCAAUACUUAUAAAGUAUUUCAUUGUUUUUCUAGGUUCUUCUUUUAUUUAACUAGGAAAUUGUAGUUCAGAUUUUUCUUAAUGACAGAUGACAUGAGAGAUACAUUUUUUGCUUUAAAAAUGAUUUUUUUAAAGCAUUAUUUUGGUUAUCAUCUAUCUUAAUGCAGUUAGAUUCAACUUUUCUUUGCUCACCACUUCCAUAUUGUGAGUAUUUUUUAAAAAUGUGGCUCAGAUGGUAAAGAAUCUGCCUACAAUGCAGGAGACCCAGGUUCGAUCCCUGGGUUGGGAAGACCCCCUGGAGAAGGGCAUGGCUACCCACUCUAGUGUUCUUGCCUGGAGAAUCCCAUGAACAGAGGAGCCUGGUGGGCUACAGUCUUUGUAGCUGCAAAGAGUUGGACACAACUGAGGGACUAACACUUUCACUUUCACUGUUAAAAAUGUGCUCUAUCUCAGAUCACUUCCUGUAACUUAUUAUAAAGGUUGGUAAUUGUCAUUCCUCAGACUUCUGUAUGUUAAAUUGGCAACAGUAAAUUGUUUUAAUGUUGUUACCUUUAAAAUUUUGUACUGUAUUAACAUGCCUCAUGUUUUCAGGGGAAGUUUGAAAUAUCACUAAACAAUAGGAAUUUGCAUUUCACUGUGCAUGCAUUUUUUUCCCUCAUAAAAAUGGUUUCCAAAAAAAGUAACAUAUUGUCUGUUAGAUGGUCCCAAUCAGUUUCAAAGUACUCCUCUUACUCAAAACUACUCAAAAAUAAUUCAUGACAGCAUCAUUGUAACUCGUCUCAAAAGGUCUUUGUAAUGGUCAAAUUUGUCCAAUUCACAAAAGAGUGGGAGAGUUGUUUUCAAUAUUGUUAUUGUUGAGUCGCUACAUCGUGUCUAACUCUUUGUGACCCCAUGAACUGCAGUACCCCAGACUCUUUUGUCCUCCACUGUCUCCCAGAAUUUGCUAAAACUCAUGUCCAUUGAGUCAGUGAUGCCAUCCAACCAUCUCAUCCUCUGUUGUUCACUUCUCCUCCUGCCCUGAAUCUUUCCCAGCAUCAGGGUCUUUGCCAAUAAGUCAGCUCUUCGCAUCAGGUGGCCGAAGUAUUGAAGCUUCAUCAUCAGUCCUUCCAAUGAAUAUUCAAUAUUGAUUUCCUUUAGGAUUGACUGGUUUGAUCUCGUUGCAAUCCAAGGGACUCCCAAGAGUCUUCUCCAGCAUCACAGUUCAAAACCAUCAAUUCUUUGGCACUCAGCCUUCUUUAUUCUCAAUAUUUGGAAUUUUAAAACCUUCUGUCACUUUGCAUGGCACCAUCUUGGCCCCUGUGUGUCUGCUACUCCCAGAAUGUUCCAUGCCUUCUUUUCCAAUAGCAGUUACAAUCUUCAGUAUCACAGACCUGCCUGGCAGCUUGGAACCAUUCCCCAGCUCUGCCCAGUUCCCAUUUUACAGCAUCAGGGGCUGCCUGGAUAAGCCUCAGGCCCACUUGGGGCAGCAGAUGCUAGGUGUUAUUUGUCAGGAACUUUGCUAACCAUGUAAACCAUUGCUUCUCAGCCUUUUCCCUGAUGGCUCAGUGGUAAAGAACCUGCUGCCAAUGCAGGAGACACAAGAGAUGCAGGUUCGAUCCCCAGAUCCAGAAGAUCCCCUGAGUAGGACAUGGCAACCCACCCCAAUGUUCUUGUCUGAAAAAUUCCAUGGACAGAGGAACCUGGUCAACUCCAGUCCAUGGGGUCGCAAAGAGUCAGACAUGGUUUAAUGAGCACAGUACACCAAUCAUGUAUACUCUUGCCCACGUCUUUUGUGAGAUGUGGUUGGCACUAAAGGGCCAAUGAAAAAGAAUUUUUAAAACAUUCUGUUGAGGAUUUAGACUCACAAAUGUAAAAAAAGGAGCACUGUGCCCUCACCGGGUGAGUUCACAGCCCCUACAAUGUACUGAUCGUGAAGGUAAAUCCUGGAACAGCAGACCCGUAGCUACCCGUAAAGUAGAAGGACACUGAUUGUUUUAGGAGGGAGGUGGGGAAAACCCUUUCCUAUAAGAAAGAAUCACUUCUAAAGUAUAUUGAGUGUAACAUUUUUUUAAAUCCUGUAGCUAUUACACCCCACCCCUGGGAAACAGUGCUUAUGAGUUACAGUUGCUGUAACUAGUUUGAGCUGCUCUCCUAGGUCUCAAGGAAAUGAGGAUGGUGUUCAAGCAUCUGAAGUUACCAGAUGUUGAAAAUAACUUGGCCAUUUAUAGAUGAAAUCUCCAACAUUUGGAGUCAAUGGGUGAUUCAGUGACUGAGGGCCUCUGUUUCUAUACUCCGGAGGAUCCUGGCCUGGUUUAGUUUUCUUUUUUUUUUUAAACUUCACUCUCAUCAUGCUAAGGUAGUGUUUGACUUAAAAGAGAUCAUUCCAGAAACUGUGUUAAAUUGGAGUCUUCAUCUGGAAUUACCAAAGUAAAUGAAAUAAAAUCAUGGUCUAAAAUAUGUAUUCCAGUGUAAUUAUUUUCCAAAUUAACAGAACAGGUAUCUCUUCAUUUUCAUUAUACAUUUAAUUGUUGAAAGCCUACCUGCUAUACCUAUUAGGCACCCUUCACAGGAUAAUUAAGGCUAAAAGAGAGAGACCAGUUUUGGCCCCUGGAGCCUGCAUUUCAGAACCGGCUUGUUGUAAUGUCUGGUUUAAUUUUGUUUUGUUUGUUUUUUCACUCAGCAAGUGGGAAACCAUGAGUGUAAACAGACUCUUUCCUUUUCCUUUUUUAUGCUUAAGGAAAAAAAGAAAUGUAAUUUUAGCUCCCAUUUAGGUAGUAAAGGCUUCCCUGACAGACAGCGGUGCCUUUCCCUAGGCGAAGAGACUAGAACCAAAGGCUUUAGUCGGUCUUUGAACAUUCCUUUGACAAGUUUUUAUGUAUUUUUAAUGUGAAACCCAUAAAUGAACCUGGCAUGAUGAUCGUGACCCAGGCAGUAAGCUUGCUUGCUUUUUUCGCAUUCAUCUUUUUAAAUAUAAGCUUCCCUUGUUUUACCUGGAGCCAUACGAGAAACUGAAUUCCUGUGGGCCACGCCACGGCUGCCUCUUGAUGUCCUGGAAGCUUGGCAGCACUGUUGGCAGUGCUUGCCUCAGAGGGAGAAGUUCGUGGAAUGUGUUGGGAAAGUUGGAUUUUACAUCCAAGUCAACAAACGUUUGAAAGAGUCCUGUAUGCCUCAGAUUUUGACACUUUUUUUUAAAUUAUUUUUUUCUGAGUACUAACUACAUAUUUGAUUUGGGGUGGGGUGGAGUGGGGGGCUGGCAGAGCAGGGAUUAGAAAUAAAGUCUGAACUAAUGAUGUGGGCAUGACUUCCGGCCCCUGUGUAUGUGACCCUGGAAACUGUCUAAUUCCAACGCACUACCUACCACUCUGAGUCUCUUAAGGAGCACACUGUAAAUGUGUAUAAGACUGAGAAAGGUGAUGUUAAAGACAUAAAUUAUUGUUUAGGUGUUUUCUUCUUUGUAAACUCAGAAAUAAGCUUGUGGCUAGCAAGAGAUGGCUACUAAAGACAUAAUUUUGUAGGUUACUAGGAACAACCUUUCAAACAUGUUUCAUUCCAACUUUUUGUAAAACUGGGGAAAGAACCUCCUAGUAAUGAAAAAACAAAACCAAUAAGAAACUUCCAUAAACACUUUCUAAAAGAGCAUGAGUGCUAAGUCAUUCUCCAGGCCAGAAUACUGGAGUGGGUAGCCUUUCCCUUCUCUGGGGAAUCUUGGCAUCAGUCUCACAUCUGCCCUAGAGUGUUCGCUUCUUGCCUAUAGUAUUUCAACAAUUUUUAUGGGAGAAAAAAAUGCACAUUUUUUAUUUCUUGGAAAAAUGAAGUAUUGAAUUAAAUUCUCAGAGGGUCCAAUUUAGUUUAAAGAGAAGCAUUGGUUUUGAGACAAGCUCAUGGCUCUGUGGUCCGUUUCAGCAUUGAUUUUACUGUGUGACCUUGAGCAAAUGAUUAAUUACUCUGUGCCUCAGUUUCUCCAAAAUGGGGAUAAUGAUACCAACCAUUGCCUACCUCAUAGGGACGUUAUGGGGACAAUUGAGAUAAUAUAGAUAAAUACAAAUGCUUUGAACUCUGGAAGAAAGGUGCUAUAUAAAUUGAAAUUGUGUUGUUUUUAAUGAUCCAAUUGUUAUGUUUAGAGUUUAAAUAAUAGCAAUACUGUUAGUCAUGUUAAGAAUAAGUUUCAAUUUGAUGCAUAUUUACAAUUCUCUUCUGUGGCCAGAGAGCGAUCAUCAUCCAGUAAUGGUACUGAAAUUGUAUUUGUUUUCUGUGUGUUUCUGCCCAUAGUAUUUCUAUUCUGAAUGUUCCCAAAAGGCUGGAGUUUAACUUGUCAUAUCUUGUAGUUUACAUGUAAUGAAUCUUAUUCAAGCUGUAUAUAGAAGUAUAAUUACAUGUAAAUAGCAGGUACGUUGUAAUUAAAGGCAUUUAUCAAAUUGUCUUUGUUCUUUUUUAAUUGCAAUAAAGAUCAGUUUUAUAUAAAA
Messenger RNA from Dama dama (fallow deer), 11441 nucleotides. It is a transcript of the gene PAG1, whose product is annotated as phosphoprotein membrane anchor with glycosphingolipid microdomains 1. Gene Ontology annotation, cellular component: plasma membrane; membrane raft. NCBI's taxonomy places the organism in Eukaryota, Metazoa, Chordata, Mammalia, Artiodactyla, Cervidae. The record is from RefSeq and is a predicted model, not a curated record. Bases 1024 to 2331 code for a protein of 435 amino acids. The transcript has 12 exons. Gene Ontology annotation, biological process: intracellular signal transduction; negative regulation of T cell activation.